Messenger RNA from Lathyrus oleraceus (garden pea), 609 nucleotides. Its product is annotated as kunitz type trypsin inhibitor 104-like. NCBI's taxonomy places the organism in Eukaryota, Viridiplantae, Streptophyta, Magnoliopsida, Fabales, Fabaceae. The record is from RefSeq and is a predicted model, not a curated record. Gene Ontology annotation, molecular function: endopeptidase inhibitor activity. The transcript has a single exon. The coding region runs from base 1 to 609 and encodes 202 amino acids.
AUGUCAACUAGAUUCCUCCCCGUAUUCAUUCUUGUUCAUGUCUGGCUUUUGAUGGCAACAACAUCAAUAGCUCAGUUUGUGAUGGACACAAGUGGCAAACCCGUUGAGGGUGAUGAAGAAUAUUUCAUUAGGCCUUCUAUCACCGGCAAUGGAGGAGGUUCUACAUUGAUCACCGGAAAUGCGCCAUGCCCUCUACAAGUCGGUCUUGUCAACACUGACUCGGCACAAGGCGUGGCGGUGAAAUUCAUUCCUUUUGCAGCCCAUCACGACUUCGAUGACUUAAGGUUUAACAGAGAUGCGAGAGUAACAUUCCAAACUUCCUCAAGCUGUGCACAAUCAACCGACUGGAGAGUGGGAGAGAAGGAUGCUACGAGUGGAAGGAGACUGAUUAUCACCGGAAGAGAUGAUAAUAUAGUUGGAUCAUAUGGUAACUUCUUUAGGAUUGUGCCGACACAAACGGUUGGUAUCUAUAACAUCCAAUGGUGCCCUACCGAGGUAUGUCCCAGUUGUAAGUUUGAAUGUGGGACUGUUGGUGUUAUUCGAGAAAAUGGGAAGAUUCUGUUGGCCCUCGAUGGUGGUGCACUCCCUGUUGUGUUCCAGAAAGAAUAA